AUGGCGCAACCCAGUCUCGAAAUCUCCCAGCAUGAGCCCAGACCUCGAGACCCGCACAAUCCGAGCGACGAAAAGACCCUCGAACAGCAGGCGUCGGGCACCGCAGCAUCGAUAACAGCACCUCCUCCAGCGAAUAAUUCGACAUUGGAAAACUUCAAUUCGUUGACCCAUCGAGAUGGACGAGAGCGUCUUGAAGAGCCACCAGCUCUGCCGUUUAACAUGCGAGACCACAAAAUGUCUGUGUCCAUAUUUACGCUUCUGGUGGUCGCUGAGUGUACCGUCGUCCCGCUGACUCUAUACUAUGGGCUGAAGUAUGGCACCACCAUGAGAUCUGGCAUUUAUUUUGCCAUCAUUACCAGUCUUUUUGGCUUCGUUACCGGGUAUGAAUUCGGCAUCCGAGCGUGGCGCCUAGUUCGCAAAACCGACGAAUACCGGCCAUUGUUUGGAAGUCCACGAUUUUGGGGAUUUGACAGUACUCACUAUGUGCUGACGAUUCCCUUUACCGUGAUGCUGGUCAUCAUGAUCAUCUUCAGUAUCCCUCACCAUCCUUCCGUGAGAGCUCUGUCAAUACCAAUGCCUGUUGGUAUGAUCGUGACAGGCAUAAUGUUUGUGAUCAAUGGAUGGGCUGCGCAAAGGAGUUGGAGGUUGAUGUACUUCAGACUCAGUUCGCAUGUGAAGAACUCAAUCUGUCCACCUCUCACAUUCUGCUUGUUGGAAGACAUCUGCGCCGUGGAUGGGAAAGGAGGAAAGAAGUUUCGAACUGCGGCUCUAGCCAGAUACCAGGCUUCCCCACGCUUCCGAGCGCUGUUGUUGCAGUUGCAGUGGUUCUGGUCCAUCCCGGCCAUCGUGAUCGGGGUUGUUCUCAUGAUCGUGAUUUAUGUCACAACUGAUGACAUAGCUUAUGGUGUUGGCUGGGGUAUGCCUACCAUCUGGGCUCUUGUAUGGACAUGGGUUACCGUUGAAUGGGUGAGGAGAGCAUUGCAAGUCGAAAAGGAAUGCUGGAAGCCGGAGACGUCGCAAAUAGUGUAA
Cladophialophora yegresii CBS 114405 is the source of this 1029-nucleotide messenger RNA. RefSeq lists its product as uncharacterized. The transcript is spliced from 3 exons. The coding region runs from base 1 to 1029 and encodes 342 amino acids. Lineage: Eukaryota; Fungi; Ascomycota; Eurotiomycetes; Chaetothyriales; Herpotrichiellaceae. The record is from RefSeq and is a predicted model, not a curated record.